Molecule: messenger RNA, 2820 nt
Organism: Trichophyton verrucosum HKI 0517
Lineage: Eukaryota; Fungi; Ascomycota; Eurotiomycetes; Onygenales; Arthrodermataceae
Exons: 1
Coding region: 1-2820 (939 amino acids)
Source: RefSeq, a predicted model, not a curated record
AUGGAGGCUUCUGAGAAACGGUCUUCGCGCGGCAGCAACCUCAAUAAUAAUCAUAAUAACAACAACCAUAAUAGCCCUAAUGAGAUAUCACAAAGACGCCAAUCGAUGCCUGCUGCUGGGCCAGGAAGGAGACAGUCGCCCCGGGGACACAUCGCCCCAGCAUCGCCAGAGGUCAUCUCGUCUCUCAUCUCGUCGCUGUCUACCAUAUCGACCCCAGCUCGCACACACUUCGAGAGUCUGCCCCGGGUAGGCGGAUCGCAGACAGCUCCCCCUUCGCCCAAGACGCCUCGGAACGGCCAGUUUGAUGGCUCGGAUAUGGAUUAUGGCUCGUUCAAGGCGGCGGCUGCGGCUGCGGCUGCGGAGAGCGAGGCCCCAUUCUUGCAUCCCUAUGACGCGGCCAUGUCUCCCGUUAUCAGAAUGUCAAAACCGCCGUCAUCGGCAAGGUCUCCUCGCUCGUCAGUGUCAUACCAUUCUUGCCGGAACGCAGAUGAUUCUAUCUCCCUACGGCCUCCUUCUCGCGGCUCUCAUGGCUCUGCAACUACCGGCCAUGAAGACUCGGGCAGUUUUGGUGUCGUUCGUCUCGAGCCCGGGUCGCGCAAAUCUACCGCGAGCCUUGUAUCCUCGGGCAGCCGGAGGAGUUUAAAGAACCAGCUUGGCCUCUUCCGCCGUUCGUCGCGAGAUUCCACCCGGGCCAAGGAGCAACCCAUUGAUCGUCUCGGUGUAGAAGACGGACCGGGUCCUUCAAUCGCAAACUCCCAGAAUAACCGGUCUGUUUUACGGUCCGUUCGCUCCAUGGCUGACCUCGCGGAAGAAGCGAACGGGUCCAUCACCGAGUCCGGUGGUCAGAAGAAAAAGUCUGGAGACUUUCAGGACUCAAGGCGGGAAUCGGCUCCAAACCUGAAGCAGACCCACACCCACGAGCUCCCGGCUUGCCUCACCCCUGGUGGAAUUGGAAGCGGUAGAAGUAUUCCUACACGAGAGUCCUCAUUGCGUCACAGCUUUAACAGUCCCUCGUCGAAGAAGCGCCGCUCCGGCCGACACAGUGGAUAUUCUUUCAAAGAUGUGGCGGUUGAUAAGAAAAUUACGGAAGUCAACGCAGAGGCCGACCAGGUAACCCAGCGCAUCAAGGAGAUUAAGGACCACCAGCAGAAGAUCAAGGAUCGGAUGGUUGUCGAUGACAGAUUGCCUCCUCCGCCCCCGGAUAGCACAAAGCCCAAUAUCGCUCGACCGUCUGCUACUUCCGCUGCCGCCUCAGCUUCUUGCCCAUCAAUGCAGCUCGCCAAAGUGGAUGAACUCUUUCUUGACUUCGGCGACAGCGCACCCUCUCCCACCGUCAGCACUCGUAGGGCCCCCUCCGUGAGCAAACGGGGUGCGCCGCUUGCGCCAAAGACCGGAAACCUGCAAGCAACCUCUCCCACGAACCAGCGCUCAAGGCAUGACGACGGCCUCACCAAGAACGCGAAAGGGUCUGAUAUGAAGGGUCAUAGGAGGACAUACUCUGACUCCCCUUCAACAGCACCCCGGCCCUCCUCAGAUGCAAAUGCCAGACCAAGUAGCCCAGAUGUAAUUGAGGAAGCUGUGACAGCAUACAUCACCUCGCCCAAACUUACGCAGAAGGUACCUCACCCGCAGACCGGGCGUAUCAUCGCCUUUUCAGAAGUCGGAGAUCCCAACGGCCAUGUCGUCUUUUGCUGCGUCGGUAUGGGUUUGACCAGAUACCUUACGGCCUUUUACGAUGAGCUAGCUCGGACGCUGAAACUGCGGCUUAUAACCCCUGACCGGCCUGGAGUUGGAGAGAGUCAGCCCUGUCUAGACGGUACAGGGACUCCUUUGAACUGGCCGGGUAUGUAUUAUUGUAUCCUCUAUUUAACAUCCCGUUUUGAUGCUAACUACUUUUAUUUAGAUGACCUUGCGGUGAUAUGUAAACAUCUAAAAAUAUCAAAGUUCUCCAUGCUCGCGCACUCCGCUGGAGCCAUAUACGCUCUGGCCACCGCUUUGCGCAUGCCCCAGCAUAUCCGAGGUCGCAUCCACCUUCUUGCGCCUUGGAUACCGCCCUCUCAAAUGACCGGCAUGGGAUCACAUAAAGACCCGUUACCGGCCACCGCACUCCCUUACUCCCAACGGCUUUUGCGUGCGCUUCCUACUCCUAUCCUCAAAGUUGCAAACUCCAGGUUCAUGACCGCAACCAGUGCAAGUAUCACUAGCAGCCUCCCCAAAAGCUCACGCAAACCAAAACGCCGAAGCACUGUUGGCAGAGAAGCAACACCCAUACCUCCUGAAGUUGGCGGAACAACCACCGCCAGUGGCCAGGGCAAGAUCCCUACCUCCACGCCCCGCAAGCAACACCCUCCUCUCCCUACCCAAGAAGGGGCCGGCGCAGUAACAUCUAGCGCAUCAAGCGUCGCUGCCGGAGUUACUCCAGACAACGUCUCCAUAUCUGAACAAGAACGACGGACGGAGUAUGACAACCGCCUCACACAUGCAAUCUGGGAACUUGCAACAAGCUGCGCCAAUCCCGCCGUUGACCUGCUCAUUUGCCUCGAACGUAGACGGGCCAUUGGAUUCAGAUACGUCGACAUCAACCGUGCGGUCGUCAUACACCAUGGUUCCCGCGACACAAGAGUUCCUGUCGACAAUGUCCGGUGGCUAGGAAAGACGAUGCGCCGGUGCGAAGUUAGAAUUCUCGAGGGUGAGGGUCACGGGCUUAUGGCGUCUGCUACAGUGAUGGGCAAUGUCUUGAUGGAGGUUGCGAAGGAGUGGGAAGACUGGACAACUGUUGUUCAGGGCCGACGGGAUGGAAGGAAACCUACUGCGCAGUAG